Leishmania mexicana MHOM/GT/2001/U1103 is the source of this 651-nucleotide messenger RNA. Its product is annotated as putative ATP synthase. Gene Ontology annotation, biological process: proton transmembrane transport. The record is from RefSeq and is a predicted model, not a curated record. The transcript has a single exon. The coding region runs from base 1 to 651 and encodes 216 amino acids. Gene Ontology annotation, cellular component: proton-transporting two-sector ATPase complex, catalytic domain. Lineage: Eukaryota; Euglenozoa; Kinetoplastea; Trypanosomatida; Trypanosomatidae. Gene Ontology annotation, molecular function: proton-transporting ATPase activity, rotational mechanism.
AUGAGCGAGGCACGCCAAAUUCAGUCGAUGAUCGACUUCAUUGAGCGCGAGGCUCAAGAGAAGGCCGAGGAGCUCGAGGCGGCGGCGCAGGAGGAGUAUGACGUGGAGAAGAUGCGCUUGGUCGAAGCGGAGAAGGCGAAGAUCCGCGCCAUGGCGGAGAAGAAGCUGAAGCAGGUUGAUGUGGACCGCCGUGUGGCUCGUGCCAACUACUCGAAGUUGCAGCGCAUGCGCGUCAUGGAGGAGCGAGCGAGGACUAUGGAGAAGUUGCACGAGCAGACGCGCCAGAAGAUUGUGGCUAUGAUCAACAACCCACCCCAGUACAAGCCGAUGUUGGUGCGUCUCAUCCGCCAGUCCCUCAUGUCCAUCCGCACGGACGCUGUCGUCCAGUGCCGCAAGGAGGACGAGGCUGAGGUCGCGCGCGAGAUUCCGGAGCUGGAGCGGUGGUACAAAGAGAAGACCGGCGUCACCAUCUCGAUCCAGACGAGCAAGACCUACCUCGACACAGUCGAGGCGUGGGGCGGCGUAGUGGUGAAGUCAACCGACGGCCGCGUCGUGUGCAACAAUACGUUGUCCUACCGCACCAAGACGUGCUUCGAUGAGCAACUGCCCACGGUGCGCUUCCACCUCUUCAACACCGAGGCGCCACUGUAA